Molecule: messenger RNA, 6633 nt
Organism: Daktulosphaira vitifoliae (grape phylloxera)
Lineage: Eukaryota; Metazoa; Arthropoda; Insecta; Hemiptera; Phylloxeridae
Gene: Tomosyn
Product: syntaxin-binding protein 5
Exons: 22
Coding region: 558-4607 (1349 amino acids)
Biological process (GO): regulation of exocytosis; regulation of protein secretion
Cellular component (GO): plasma membrane; SNARE complex; cytoplasm
Molecular function (GO): syntaxin binding; myosin II binding; GTPase activator activity
Source: RefSeq, a predicted model, not a curated record
GUCAACGCUGCGCGUUUGGCCGUGCGUACAUCGUAGUCCGUACGCUACACGUUAUUUACGCGAGAUAACGUUACGGAGAUAACUACGGUCGCUCCGUUCGACGCGCACACUGCGCCAGUGAUGAGUGCUGUCCACCGUCGCCACUAACGUUAAUGUUUUUUUGCCCUUUUUGUUUUUACCGAAGUGGUUUCGCCGCCGAAAUAAGUUGUGUCAUAUUAAAAAUAAUUGUGACGAAAUAUUAAUCGCAUAUGUGUGCAAAAACGAGUGUGAUCGCAUUGCGUUCAACGUGUUCGUAGUAGAGAAUUCGAUAAUAUCACCUUAAUAAUAUGGUUUGUGUUUAUUAUGAUUAAGAAAAUAUUCUAAUUGUCGUGACCGCAGUUGUGUAUGGUUUUGCGUGAAGCCGACUCGUUGCCCGAAUCGAGGGACGACUGUGUAACGUGAUAACGACUAACGAUAAUAUUAUUCGCUACAAAUAAUAUUAUAAUAAUGAUCGUGUGGUGAACAUUUGAUCAAAUAUUACGUGUGUUCGAGUGCGUGUCAGAUCGUAGAAGAACGUCAUGAAGAAGUUCACGUUCAAAGGCGUUUUAGACGGCAUACGGUCGUCGGUAGCACCUCAGAUCAAACCAGAGCAGGAGAUAGUGGAAACUCUCAGACCCGAAAACUUCCAAGUGGCAAAGACAUUUCGCCAUGGAUUUCCAUACCAACCAACUGCUCUUGCCUUCGAUCCUAUUCAGCGGUUAUUGGCCAUUGGCACGAAGAACGGGUCCCUACGAAUUAUCGGAAGGCCUGGAGUAGAUGCUCAGGUUAGACAUGAAUUGGAGGCAGCCGUUGUUCAGGUGGAAUUUUUAAUGAAUGAAGGUGCCUUGAUUACCGUAACAGCAGAUGAUAGUUUACACCUAUGGAAUUUUAGACAAAAAAGAGCUGAUGUUGUACAUAGUCUAAAGUUUCAAAGAGAAAGGAUCACAGUUGUGCAUCUACCUCUUCGGAGCAAGUGGUUAUACGUGGGAUCAGAAAGGGGAAACGUGCAUUUCGUCAAUGUGGAAUUGUUUACCCUCUCUGGUUACAUAAUAAAUUGGAACAAAGCCAUUGAAGUGACCAGAUCAACCCAUCCUGGACCUAUUGUACACCUGAGCGAUAAUCCAGCAGAUUCCAGCAAGUUACUCAUCGGAUUUGAAAGUGGACUUAUGGUUUUAUGGGAUUUGAAAACCAAGAAGCCAGAAUGCCGCUGGCAGUGGAGCGAUUCGCUGAAAUCCAUCGAUUGGCACUUUGAAGGAAAACAGUUCACGUGCAGUCACAAUGACGGGAGUUUAACAACAUGGAAUGUUAAACCCUCAUCGAAACCGGCAAACAUAAUUUAUCCUCAUGCUAAAAAUAAAACAGACACUUGUAAACCAAUUCAAAAAGUCGAAUGGAAAUCAUCUAAAUCCGGUGAAUCGUAUUUGAUAUUUUCUGGAGGACUGACUGCCGAUACUGCUGGCAGAGUGCCCAGUAUAACUAUCAUGCAUGGGAAAACUACUACCGUUCUCGAAAUGGACCACAAUAUAGUUGAUUUUGUAACGCUAUGUGAAAGUCCUUAUAACAGUGAUGUUCAAGAGCCUUAUGCUAUAGCAGUGCUUAUGCAAAAUGACCUUGUACUAGUCGAUCUGCUCAGUCCUGGAUAUCCGUGUUUCGAAAAUCCACAUCCAAUGGACAUUCAUGAAUCGCCAGUAUCGUGUGUGCAUUACAUUGCUGACUGCCCAUCCGAUCUUAUUCCCGCAUUUUAUUCGGUUGGUUCAAGAUCAGCUUCUAAAAGAACUGGUUAUAGUGAAAAUAAAUGGCCCAUAUCAGGCGGGGAAUGGAGUCCUACGUCUUGUAGUUACAAUGAAAUUAUACUGACUGGUCAUACAGACGGCAGUGUUAGGUUUUGGGACGCUAGUGCUGGUAGCCUGCAAGUGUUAUACAAAUUAAAAACUGCCAAAGUGUUCGAAAAACCUCGUUGCAAAUCACCUGAAGGAACCGAUGAAGAUCAUUUUUCUGUGCAGCUAUUAUCCUUCUGCCCCGAAAGUAGAAAAUUAGCUGUUGCUGGCGUGUCAUCUUAUGUCGUAUUGUUCAAAUUCCGCAAGCUGGAGUCAACUUUCGAAACUACGACAUUAGAAAUACCGAUAUACUCUGAAAGUUUGGACGAAGCGGGGGAGAGUUCUCCAGAUGAAAUACCUUCUAAAAAUAUUACUUCUGAUGAAAGUACUUUACCAGUUAAAGUAAGAGUAGGUCCUCAGAAAAAGCCACCAGGUUUUCAAGCUUGUCUUGCGUGUGUUACUCCUUCGGUGAACGGAGAACCACCCGGACAAAUAACUGCAUUAACUAUUAAUUCCUCAUAUGGACUGUUGGCCUAUGGUCUGGAUAAUGGUAUUGUGAUAGUAGACUUUAUACAAAAAUGUGUUCUCUUAAACAUAAGUACUGCCGAUUUAUAUGGUAGCGCAGAUCCUUACCAAAGAGCUCCGAGGUCACCAAAAAGAACUACAGCAUUAAGUGAGACUAGUGACGGUGAACGGUGUAGAUCUCCUAGCAUUGACCAGGGUCUAGAAGACGAAGUGGAAGAACUGGAAGAAUUAAGUAAAUUAGCACUGAGUCCGGUAGGCGUGUAUUCAACCCAAGUAUCGCCGAAUCCAUCUGAUUGUCCUGACGAUUCGAUGGAAAAAGCGGAAGAAGCUUUAGUACUUAUACCGGCACCUCAAGAACAAUUAGAUGGGGAAGCGGCGGUGAUAGUAUCUGAAGAACCUGCAGUUACUCAACCUGUGACUGUGGCCAAAGGUAACGGUCGUCGAGCCAGUCAUUCGUGGCGUGGACUAAAAAAGCAGCUUAGCCGAGUAGACCUUAAACUUAAGAACACUUUUAAUACUACUACUAUAUCUGGCAAAAAAGCGUCAACCUUUUAUACAACUGGUCCGGGGAGUGAUCAGACAGACACAACUGAUGAUGGUGGAACUGGUACAGUUCCUCAAAUAAUAACUGAAACUGAGGCUCACGAGCUACAGCAAAAAGAUGGAGUCGGACAAGUGUCAAUGGUGACAGAUUUAGCUUCCUCGACAGUUACUAGACCAACAGAAUUGAAAUUAUUCGACCGGGAAGGUAAACCAAUUAAACCACCACGAUCUUCUAAAGAUCAUAAAAAGCGAACGUCCCUUGAUAAACAAACGCUCGUUACCUCUACUUCUGCUGCCAGAGAUUCCCGACUGUUAUCUGUGCCAAAUAUCAAGUACAGCCAUAAAGAUUUGAGACAUAACCGAUCCAACAACCAAGCCUUCAUCAACCUCAUGAAAAAAUUAAACAAGUUGGACAGCACAUUCUCUAGAUCUAGAAGUUCAAGCAUGUCAAGUUUAGAUAAUAUUACCACGGAGUCAAUACAAUGUUUGACGUUCGGUGAUUCUUACACGAAGAAAUCCGAUCCGUCUACCUUCCCUACCCUUUGGAUAGGUACCAGUGUGGGUUCGGUACUCACCAUAAUGAUCAGUUUACCCCCCUCCGGAGAGCCCAGAACUACGCAACUCGUAACCGUCGCACCUUGUGGCACAGUUUUCAGACUGAAAGGUGGAGUACUUACUAUGUCGUUCCUGGACUGCAACGGAGCUUUGAUACCUUACGCGUACGAAGCGUGGAGAGACGAAGGCCGAGACAAACAAAAAACGCCAACUAAAAAUACUAGUGGUCUCAACCGUAUGUCGCCAGCUUUAACUGGUAGUUCAGAAAGUGUGUCUAGCAACCCCGGCGGGUCCAGUUCCAAUGUGCCACAACUACAACAAUCUCAGAUGUCAUGCGAUAGACAGUUUGUCACCAUAGUCAGUGAAAAACAAGCUCGAGUGGUGGCCCUGCCUUCGCAGAACUGUGUCUAUAAACAUCAAAUAUCCGAUGCAGAUUUUGUAGUUAAAUCCGAAGUGAUAUCCGUCAAAGAUAGUGUGUGUCUGGCGUGUUACAUAUCUAAUGGUCACAUCAACGUAUUGAGUUUGCCAAGUUUGAGGCCGCUAAUGGACAUCGACUUUUUAGCGCUCUCCGACCUAAGUUUUCAGACCCAGAAACAGGGCAUAGUUGACCCAAUGUUAUCCAUAUGGGGCCAACAGAUGUUUGUCAAUGAAGACACUGACCAAAUCGCCAAGACAUUCUGCUUCAGUAACCGGGGACAUGGUCUAUUCCUAAACACUCCAUCGGAAUUGCAGAGAUUCUCGGUUUCCGCUGAAUUCUGUCAAAGUAUGCCGGAAAUGAUGGGCGAACUGUUCCAACCACACGAAAUGCCGGAACCGCCAAAACAAGGAUUCUUCAUUGGUCUAUUCGGUGGAGGAUCGAGAUCUAUUGAUCGCGAAGAACUAUUUGGAGAGUCAAGUAGCGGUAAAGCACCCAAAUUGGUAGCAAGACACAUACCAGGACCAUCUGCACAGUUAGAUGCACUUGCUGGUCGGUCCAGUACGGCAGCUAGUGAGAUAUCACGUGCUCAUCAAUUAGCUUUAGAACGUGGAGAGAAACUGAGCAAUCUCGAAGACAGAACAGCUAAGAUGAUGACUGAAGCUGAUCAGUUUUCUAACAACGCAAGGGAACUAAUGCAGAAGAAUAAGGAUAAGCGUUGGUAUCAACUGUAAUCAGACAUCAAUACGUUUUUUCGAUUUCUCUUUCUUUCUCUUGUUCUUAUAUAUUAUUAUACACUAAUAAUUAUUCACAUACUUAACGUUCUUCCAAAAUAAUAAUGAUAGUAAUAAUAAUAAUAAUAUUAAAUAUAAAACUAAAACUUAUUUAACUGCUGCAGCGAGUUAGUACUUAAAAUUUUGGCUUAAGAAAGAACAUAUUAUUAAUUAAUGUUUUUUUAUUACAUUUUCUUUGAUAGAACUAUGAUGUUAUAACCAAUUAGGUAUAAUCGUUCAUGUAAAUAAUUUAUUAAUAUGAGUAUAUAUGAUUUAUACAUUUUCAAUGUUUUAAAUGAAUUAAUUAAAAAAAAAAAAACAAAGAACACAAGCCAAUUUAAAAAAAAAAUAGCUGCCUUUAUCUUUAUAAUAUUAGUCAAAUGAUGAAACGGAAUUAAACAAUUUAAUUACUAUUGUGUACUCAUGAUAUAUGUAUGUAUGUAAAUUUAUAAUUUUUAUUUUUUGUAGAACUGGUUUGUUAUAAUAUCUGUUAUUUUAUUUUAUUAUAUUUUACUUCAAAAUCGGAUUAAAAUUAGUUACAGUUUGUAGGCUAGAAACUUUUUUUUAAUAAUUUCCUUAAAAAGUUAUCAUAACACGAAAAUGUAAUAAUAAUCGAGCUGAAAGUGUUAAAAGUAUAUAUAAAUAUAUAUAUAUGUUUACAAAGGGCUGUGGUUUUAGAAAUAAGUUAGUCAUAAAAAAUAUUAUAUUAUCGUGUUAUUAAGUGAAUAUAUACGAUAGAUUUAGGACACAUUUUUGUGAAUAUUUAUAGUGAUAGAUGUGUAAAAUAUUUAUAAAAUGAUUUUUACUGAGUAAAAAUCACGGUCUAAGUAUCUGUCUCAAUUACUUAGAUAUUAAUUUUUCGUUCAUAUUAUUAGCUCGCAGAAUUUUUGCACAUAAAUUAUGUAAGUCAUAUUAUAUUAUCUAUAUGUGAAUCACAUAUUCAGUAUAUAUAAAAAAUAUGAUACGAUUUGUGCCUUAAUGUUUGUAAAAUAGUCUAUAGUGUUGUAUAUUAUACAUUGAUAAUAACAAUCGAAUAAUUUUAUUGUCAAUUAAUACAUUUUUGACUUUAUUAUUAUGAAUAUUGUUGUGUAUAAUAUACAUAACACUCGCUUAGUUAAAACCUUUUAUCAAGACUUAAUUGAAAAAAAAAAUUGUUUCUCUUUUACUAAAUGUUCAUUGAUUUAUAAAGUUUUAAUUUUAUUCGUGUUAUUUUGAUUUCUAAAAAAUUUUAAUUUAUAUAUCUAUUUAUAUUAUUUAAAUUUCAGCGUCUAAAACUAUACCGCCCAAACAACAAAUAAACUAUUUUUUUAUUGUUGUAUGUCGAGUUAAGGUUAAUAACCAUUUACUAACUUUAACUUAGGACAUAACAAAAUUGUUGUUUGAUUUGUUUUAGUUCUCACAUUUAUUUGUAAAAUUUGACGAAUAUUAGUCAUUGGAAUUUUUUUUCGUGUAAUAACAUUUUAUCUCAUUUUGUGUUAACAUUCAUAACUCACUUUACUUUAUCUUGUUGAUAAUAAUAAAAAAAACAAUGUACUCCAAUUCUUUUUAUAGUACGAUGCUACUUUUAGAAUUUACAAACAUUUUUUAUACAGCUAGCCAUUAGUUGGUCGCCUUAAAUAGUAUAAUAUUAUUUUAGUGAACACAGUAUUUUAAUUUGUAUCAAAAAUUCUAGUUCUUAUAUUUGCCAUUUAUUGGCUGUUAACUUUCUCACUUCAUGUAAAUGUAUAUACACAGUGCCACAAAAACUGGAUGUACAAGGUGUGUAUAAAACAUGGACCCCACACCUACAUACAUUAGGUGGGGUUUACUAUUUUGAAACUAUGGUAAGAAGGAAGAGAGGGUACAAUCCUCACAUGGUAGUUGUGGCACAAUAUAUACAUGCAACAAAGCAAAAUACUAUAAUUAUGUAAUACAAAUCAUGCUAUUAUUAUUUUUUUUAAUUAUUAUUAUUUGUAUGAUAAAUUAUACGAGUUUAAUUAUUAUUGGU